AUGUUGCCAUUCUUGAAGAGACUCUUGCUGCCUCUUGCUGGUCUUUGCUUCAUCUGCAUUUUGCUCGAAGCACCAGUGUCUCCGGACUCACGAUAUGCCUCACAAUUUUUCGAGAUGAAUGACCCUCUAAGAGUUCCAAUAUCUCAUUCCUUCACCAAUACUUCAACCCACAGAAGCUUCGCUGCAGAUGAGGUACCAGAGAUAAAACUCAACAAACCAUCAGCAGACUACAUCAUUCCAGUUGCCCCCUCAGGAAUAAACACAGUAGUACCACAAGCUCUGCUCCAUCUCACAACAUGUCCUCGGUCCCCAAACCGCUUCACAGGACACAUCCGUCUCCCAAACCCCCUCUUCAAUAUCUCCAUGGACCCACCGUCUACCCGGACAGAAGAAAGGCGCACCAUUUGGAAUCCAACCAUCUUCGCAUUGCCAUAUUGGGCAGACAAUCAGUACAUCAUCGUCAGCAUGGUCGUCGCGCACGGCGAAGCUUACCGUCGGAACGUGCUUUGUGAAGCGAGUUUCUGCCGCCCAAAGAACAAGCGGUCAAUAGCAAGACGCGAGAGAAUCUGUACGGAAGAUGAUUUGCGAGUAUUGGGUCCAAAUGGAGGAUUGAGAUGUGUUACAACGCCGAUAGAGGUUGAUGUUCCGCCGACUCCAGCAGAGCGUUGUUCGGGCAUGGAACAGGUAAUGGCUGAUAUUGCAGGCUUUCAUGAUCCAAGGCUGUUUUAUUCUGGCAGAGGAGAACCCAUUCUCAUGGUUGUUUCGCAAUCAAGAUACGCCUGUAUUGGCCUAUGGGCAAUCGAUCUACGAGUUAUAUAUCCAACCAUCCAAGAAACAUUUGCCUCAUCUCCUCGUCGACUUGGACCCGGCCCGCUGAUAUCGUAUUCCACACUGACGGAACUCACUCGCAACCCACCUUCGACACGCCAGAGCUACGAAAAGAAUUGGGUGAUGUUCUUCCCUUCGCCAGCGACAUCCUACUUGCAAUACGAAUUGAACUCCACAACGCGGACCUUUGCUCAAUUGAUUGGCGGCGGCUUGACAACGCAAAACAUGACCGAUCCAUUUGAAAAACCUUGCCUUGCAGAUGGACUCGGAGAGACAGAAACAGACAUAUUUACCGUCAGCUCAUCAUGGCAUCAAGCCACACCUGCCUUGAAACUGGUGCUCUGCACACGAUCAAACACGACUUGUAUCGCCGACAACCCCACUACCGUCUUCUUCGCCGCCAUCCAACGUAAACACAACAACGGAUUCGGCCUCCCAAUACGCUACGAACGCUACUUCGUCAUCUGGUCCGCCACAUGGCCAUUUAAUAUGCUAGCAGUCAGUCAAAAUCCCAUUCUGUUAGCAAACGAGACCAACAGAGGCUGGAAACCAGCCGAGAUCUGGGACGAUGUUCCGGAAGCUGAAGACGAGAAGAGGGGAAUCUGGGGCGAUUUCACUUAUACCACAACUAUCGCGUAUGCGUGGGGAAGAGCAGAGAGCGAUAUCAGAGAGAAGGGUACGGGAUACCUGGAUGAUGAGGUUAUCUUGAGUGUGGGUAUUGAUGAUAACAAUGGGUUGUAUGGAAAAGUUGUCGCGGCGGAUUUGCUGCAGUGCUUGAGGAUCUGUCCUGGCCGUUCGUGA
Molecule: messenger RNA, 1629 nt
Organism: Cadophora gregata
Lineage: Eukaryota; Fungi; Ascomycota; Leotiomycetes; Helotiales; Ploettnerulaceae
Exons: 2
Coding region: 1-1629 (542 amino acids)
Source: RefSeq, a predicted model, not a curated record